AGUCGCUCCUUAUCCCUUGCAUAAUAAGAGAAUAGUCUGUGUAUAGACUGUCCACGGAAAACGGGAAGGCAUUGCUUCUUUCUUCACACGUUUAAGGCCACCUGGAGAUAGAAACACGUCUCCUUCCUUAAAAUGCAGACUACACAGAGGAAGUAAAAAUAACGCGGACGUCAUUUUCCUGUGCUGCGGCAGCUAGUGUGAUGCGGUGACGGGUGUUAGAUCGGAUAGAUCAGUGGAGUGUGGAAGGAAACGAUCACAUGGUCCAUAACCUACCCAAUGAGAUGGCAGAAAAUGGGACAGACUGUGAACUACCACAGAGGCGUGUAGGGUCUAAGGAUCAGCAGAACGGGAGCUUUUUGGACUCCUCGUCCCUCAGCGAGAGGAAACGGCGGGAUCGGGAGGAGCGUCUGGCCCUGGUGCUCUGGAGAAAGCCCGUUCUCACCCUGCGCUACUUCCUCCUGGAGACCCUCAUUACCUUAAAAGAGUGGGCCUGGAGACUGUGGCUACGGAGAGGGCUGGUGUUUUUCCUCUUGUUGGUGUUUGUGUUCUUCUCCGUGGCGUAUUCCAUUGAAGGAGCACAUCAGGAGUAUGUGCAGUACUUGGAGAAGAGGUUCCUGUGGUGUGCCUACUGGGUAGGCCUGGGCAUUCUCUCAUCAGUAGGCCUUGGAACUGGCCUACACACCUUCCUGCUUUAUCUGGGCCCUCACAUAGCGUCGGUCACUCUGGCUGCGUACGAGUGCGGCUCCGUCGACUUCCCCGAGCCCCCGUACCCCGAUGAGAUCAUGUGUCCCGAGCACGAGGCCCUGGACGGCAGCAUCUCCCUCUGGACCAUCAUGUCCAAGGUCCGGCUGGAGGCCUGCAUGUGGGGUGCAGGCACUGCCAUUGGGGAGCUGCCUCCAUACUUCAUGGCCCGGGCAGCGAGGUUGUCGGGGGCAGAUCCUGAUGAUGAAGACUAUGAGGAAUUUGAGGAGAUGCUGGAACAGGCAGAGAACGCACAGGACUUUGCCACCAGAGCAAAACUCGCUGUACAAAACAUGGUGCAGAAAGUGGGAUUCUUUGGAAUUCUAGCCUGUGCCUCUAUUCCCAACCCCCUGUUUGAUCUGGCUGGGAUCACAUGCGGACACUUUCUGGUGCCAUUUUGGACCUUUUUUGGCGCAACCCUCAUUGGAAAAGCCGUCAUCAAGAUGCACAUCCAGAAACUGUUCGUGAUCAUAACUUUCAGCAGGCACAUCGUGGAGCAGAUGGUGUCCCUGAUCGGUGCCGUGCCCAGAGUGGGUGCCUCUCUCCAGAAGCCUUUCCGCGAUUACUUGGAGGCUCAGCGCGCAAAACUGCACCACCGAGCCGGAGAGGCAACACCAGCGGGGGAAAACUGGCUGUCCUGGGUGUUUGAGAAAGUGGUGAUCAUCAUGGUGUGCUAUUUUGUUUGCUCCAUCAUAAACUCCAUGGCACAGAGCUAUGCCAAGAGGACCCAGCAGCAGAAGAGCGCCGAGGAGAAGACGCAGUGACAUUCCCCCUCUCGCAGCCCGUUGCCUCCUGCUCUCACUCACAACCCAACCACAAAACUGACUCUUCCAACUCCCUUUUUUUCCUUUUUCAAGAAACUGAAGUUGCGAAUCUGGUAAUAUUUGACGUCUGGGUGUAUUUAUGUUCCGUCUUUUUGGGUUGCCAUUGGGUGUGCGUUACUUGAGAUCUGCUGUAGUACUGAUGUGAAUGAUAUUCUAGUCAUUAAGCAGUUCAUCAGCAGCAGUGUGAAAGCUGGUUGCUGGCACGGGUACUUGUUGUUGCAAGGGCUUAUGCAACAUAGUGAGUGCUGCUUCCAUUGAAGUGAACACAGCUCUUAACCGGCAAACUUGAUUUAUUUUACUUGAUUGCGAUGUGCAACUGUAGAGAUGAGUUUGGCUGAUUUGGAUAGGUGGCGUAUUGUUCUGGUGCGGCUCAUGACCUUUUGAUUUUCAGGGCUUAAAUUCUGUUUUCGAUUAAUUCCAUUUAUGUGUGUCUGUCAUUCUGUUCUUCGGUCAGUCUCAACAGGAUAGCAAUAGAAAAUCGGGCAGACACGGUAUUUAUACAGUUUGCACAUCCUGUAAAUACUUUUGUUCAUGACCGUUCGGUUCAGAUGUUUGAUCAGUGAUAUAACACAUAAUUUUGAACCAAAAAAAAAAGGAAAAAAAAAAGAUAAACUUUAUUCACUCAUUUGUAGUUGUACAUACAGUGCUGCUAUAUUAAUGUCAUUUUUAACCUGUAAAUUUCAACUGAACUUUGGUCAGAAUUUAUAAAAUUGCCUGGAUCAGUCCCUGUCUGGAUUUGUCAGUUUUUUGUUUUUUUUUACAAGCUGUAAUAACAUUAACAAAUAUAUAUAGUAACUUUCAGGAAUUCAAGACUCAAAAUACUUUUUUGAAUAUCCGUUGAAUUUUCAGUGGCUUAACUGGCAGUCGUAUCUCUAGAUUCUUGGGUCCUUGCAGUUCAGCGAUGCACAUAACUGACUUUUAACAGGCAGCAUGGAUAUAUAGUGCUUUCUUUCCCAUUGCAUUAGCAAGGUAAGUGUAAAGUUUGGUGCUUUCCCGUCUUUGCCUGCUCACUGCCAAAACUGUAAUUAUGCAAUUUGGUGAAAUGAAGGCUUGCAUUUGGGGCCUGUUCUCUGCACUGAAUUUCCAAGCUUGUGCCUUUAGUCUUUAGGAGUGGCUGCACCACGUGAUGUCAUCACUACUGUCUGCUUGUUGGAGCAUGACAGUUUUAUGAUCCGAGAUUAGUUUAAUCUUAACUGCUUGUGAAGGGAUCCUUAAGGUAAUGAAGCUAAUGUGUGUUAUUAUUGUGGAAAUCAAAGCAAGGGACUGGUUAAAUUGGGCCUGUGACCUUAAAUGAACCCUCUCAAAGAGCCUGUACUAGUGUUCUCAUACCAAGAGGGGAACACUCCAUUGAUUCAAGCUGUGUGGCUGGGCAAGGAUUUUGCUUACUUUUGACGUGUGUGUAUGUGUGUAUGUGUGUGUGCGCGCGCGAGAGAGAAAUCAACCCACUGUUACUUGCAGCAUGACCAUGGUCUGACCACGGCAUAUACAGAUUUGACUCACUCUCCCGUCCUGUCCGGUAGCUUAUCAGACUGGUGUUGGCUGUUAAGUUGCAUGGCGACAACAGUCUGUAGGCUGCCUGACAUUCUGGGCUCCUUCAUCCUACAAGCUUCUCAUUUUUAAAUUAAAAUGUCACACAAAGUUCCCAUUUCAGCGUCUCGGCUGUUUGUGCUUCUUUCUUUUUGGGUAAUAUUCUGAAGGCUGGAGUUCAAGCGGAACAGUUUUUUUUUUAUUAACUGUGGAUGUAGUGUACCACUGAUUGUGUGCGUGCGUGUGUGUGUGUGUGUGUGUGUGCGUGCGUGCGUGUGUGUGCGUGCGUUCAUCAGUGCGAUUCUAGAGAAUACCUGAAUUGGCUUCCCUUUCAGGCCUCUUCAGCACUUCUGUGGAACACACCAGUCACAUUCUUAGCUUAGCCUAAUUCCCCAUCUCUGCUGGUCUGUGGUUGUUGAGGUGAACACUGCAAGCGCAUGUGUUCUCCUUUCUAACACAUUGUGUACUUUCUGUUCUGUCUCUACUUCAUGUUUUUUUUUUUUUUUUCUUCCCCCUUUUUGGAUUUUCCACUUGUAAUACAUAUCAAGUGACUCUUGGCAUGGCUUUCUGACUGUAAAAUCCUGCAUGAGUGACACAACCUUUGAAGAAAUAUGCUUUAUAUUUUCUGGACAGCAAAGAUGGGGAAACGUUUUGGAGUUGUGAAAAUUGUGGAUGAAUACGGUAUGGUCUGUUUUUUUCUUUGUUUUUGAGUUGGUUAGUUUGGGGAGUGUUUGUCUUGGCAGCUCUCGGCACAUUCUGUUCUACAGCAAAGAUCCCCUCUGUGCCCCUCCUAAUCUGUUCCUGUGCGUGUGUGCAGGCACGUGCGUGCGCGUGCAUGUGUGUGUGAGAGAGCGUUUGUGUUUGAAUGUGCAAAUUUUUGUUGUACCUCCUAAACGCAUUUGCAUACAUCUUCCCCAGAAUAAACAGUUACUCAAUA
Molecule: messenger RNA, 4029 nt
Organism: Conger conger (European conger)
Lineage: Eukaryota; Metazoa; Chordata; Actinopteri; Anguilliformes; Congridae
Gene: vmp1
Product: vacuole membrane protein 1
Exons: 13
Coding region: 258-1505 (415 amino acids)
Biological process (GO): Golgi organization; autophagy
Cellular component (GO): membrane; endoplasmic reticulum; endomembrane system
Source: RefSeq, a predicted model, not a curated record